Molecule: messenger RNA, 3708 nt
Organism: Aphanomyces invadans
Lineage: Eukaryota; Oomycota; Saprolegniomycetes; Saprolegniales; Verrucalvaceae
Exons: 5
Coding region: 1-3381 (1126 amino acids)
Biological process (GO): nucleobase-containing compound metabolic process
Molecular function (GO): aminoacyl-tRNA deacylase activity; 3'-5' exonuclease activity; nucleic acid binding
Source: RefSeq, a predicted model, not a curated record
AUGGAGGAGGAAGACCAAUGGCGGCGGCAGCGGCGGCGAAAGAUCGUCAAGGACCUGGAGUGGGUCCUCAACAGUCCGCAUAUACUAUCGUCACGCUUCCAAGUUCUUCCUACGCACAUAUCACAGACCAUCUUGGCACUUGAGUCGACGCAAGCAUGGCUUGACGAGCUCAACGAGAACCCGAUGCCACUGUACACGUUUCUCGCGGCGAAGAGGCGAGAUAGAGCAUCGUUAGCACUGGGGGUGUACUUUGCGUCGCUCUUGGAGUUUUGGCUCCGGCACUGUCCAUCAUGGACCGUAGAGCACCUCGUGGUGGGCCAGCAGCUUGUCACGGUCAAGGCGUCACGAACCGUUGGUCAGCUCAAGUUUGUCUUUCGCAUGUUUCUUCCGUCAUCGUCGUCGGAAUUUGUCGACAUGCACUGGGAAGCAUCGAUCAAGUUCUUUUUGCUCACGACCAUAUCACCACCGUCACCGUCCGGUGACUCGCCGAUCAAGCUCGAGCACUUUGUGGGGCCCCAUCUCGGUGAAAACCUGGCGUGGAGGGCGUCAGAGGUCUCACGAAAGCUCGAUAUGUGCCGCUUGGACGUCGUGCGCGCGUGGUUGGCAUCUCAUUUUGCAUCGCCAGCUGCAACGUUGUCGUCCCCGCUGAAUGAUGCCGCUGCCAUCGACAAAUCGCAUCACGUGCAGUCGUACAUGCUGCUACGGGGGUACUUGUUUUACCCGCUGGCACACUUACCGUCCACGACGGGCUGUCGGUCCGUCAUCCACGUCAGUUCCGACAUCGAACCGGCGCAUCUUCGUGGGUGGUGGACAGUCGAUUUUGCGUCAGAGCUCGUCCGCGCGGCGCCGGCGGAUGCACGAUGGGCUAUUCUGCCCAAGGUUCACUGGUUGAGUCCUGUCAUUGCCCGACUGUCUCUGGGACGAACUGACGAGGACGAGAAUGCGUGGGCUAUUGAGGGAGAUGCUGAACUCGGGCUCGACCCUAUUCCACUCAUGGACCGUGCAGCGCUCUUUCACGUGUGUACUGGCCAUUUUAAACACAGUCCGACGGCCAUGCCGCUUCUCGUGGCCGAGUUGCGCCUUGUUCAGAACGGUGCUGACGAGCGCGACAACGGUACAAAUCCACCAACGUCCGCUUCCCCUCGCCGCUUGUACGCCGAGGUCAGUCGAGGUUUUGUCAUGAAUCCAGACACGUGGAAGCCGCAGCCGUUGACGCAAGAUGCGCUUCGAUUUCGACGAAACAAGCCGCCAAACCCGCCGCAAGUUGAAAAGACAUCCUUGUUCAACGGCGCACUCUUCGAGUCCAUGCCGUGGCCGCACCACCAUUGCGAGCGCGAGUAUGAGCCGCCGCGGCCAAGUCUGGACGAAAUCACGAUGCACGUGGCCGUCCGUAUGCACCAUAACGACGACGAAUCAACUGCACCCGCGAAUGCCGUCGACGAGCCCACCUUGACAGCGCUCUUGCGGCGCGCGCAGGCCACUCCAGAGGCCAACGUGGAAGACCAUGUGCCGACUGCGACGACGUUGGUGCAGCAAGUGAACGUGCUCCUGCGGCACAAACUUGCGUCGGCUGGCCAGUUCAUUCCGUCGCAUGGAGCUAUCAAGGGAGCGAUACACAGUGUUCUUAGGGCUCGAGACAAGUGCUUCAUCGGCGAUUGCACUGCCGCCGUCGUCGAGUAUGGAACGACAGGUGGGGCGUCCGACAGCAAUACCAAGGACAUGUUGCGAGUUGGCCACUUAAUUCUGGAUGCUGCGCCAAACGCCACCAAGGACAACGAGACAGCGCCAACCCGCUUGGCGAAUCGACUUGCCUCCAUCUUCCACGAUGCGUUGUCGGACUCGGCCAAGUGGUGGAGCGUGCGCUUUCUCGUCAAGGCCAAACAAACUUUGCUCAACGAAGUACGUGCAAGUGCUAUGGAAUCAGCACUCGAGCGAAAUGGAGAUGGUGGGGCCAUGGAAGAUGUGAUGACUCGCAUGCUCGAGCCAGACCACCGCGGAAAAUGGCACAUGACGGUCGUUGACUUGUGUGCUGCGUAUGGCUUGCCCAGAGCGGAGGCCACGGCAUCCACGAUGCUGACGAAGCUGCUGGAUGCGAAUGACCCUGUGGCGGCGGAAGCGUUUGUGUUGUCGCAGCAACGAUGCACGUCUCGAACGCAUCGCCUGACGCAAGCGUUUAUGCGCCACUCAAACACUCGUACAAAAGCUGCCAAGCGCCUUGCUGCCCUCUUCCAUUCCAUCCUUCCCAGCCACACACCUCACGCGGCGAACCAACGUCCCAUCGUCAACCAGGACCAUCAAUUGACCUUGGUCCAAGACGUCCUGGCCACUCGUUUGAGUGUGCACUUGGUGGAAACCCCCGACGACGUCACGUCCAUGAUGCACUGGAUGGACGAGGCUCUGAUGGAUCCAAACCAUUCACCCAACGAACAACCGACCAAAGUCGUGAUCGUCGGACUCGACUGCGAGUGGCGGCCGCGAGCAUUCUCCACCAAGAGGGACACGACGCUGGACGACGAUACACCAGACUUGGAACAAAUCCAGGUCAUCCAGGUCGCGUUUCCACAUGGCCACGUGUAUGUGCUCGACUGCAUGGCGCCGUCCGUGAUCGACGUGGUGGUGCCUCUGUUUCGUCACUUGAGUCGGCCGUGGGUCGUCGUGACGGGGUUUUGCGUGUCGGGGGACCUCGAUCGCCUCGUGGCUUCGCAUCCUGGAUUGACGGACGUGGUGCAUUCGCCCGACUUUACGUGCGUGGAGCUCCGACGGGUGGCGGUGGCUCGCGCCAAGCCCAACGACGUGCCCACUGUCCAACGGAUGGGUCUCGCCGGCCUCGCGGCGUCCUAUUUGAACCUGCGCAUUCCCAAAGACCAGCAAACGUCAGAUUGGGCGGUCCGGCCGCUCUCAGCCGACCAAAUCGAGUAUGCUGCGAUGGACGCGCAUUGCGUGCGGCUGUUGCUGCUCUACUUCACGGCUGGCCUGGAUGGACCGGAUCCAGUCCAAGAGCCUUGGACCAUAUCCUCCUCUUUGUGGACGGCAUGGCGCGUUCACCUUCAAGCGUAUUUGGGCGAAGCAGACGUCGUUGCUGCUGUGGCGUCGUUGGGGCUAUCAGGGACAUUCCACACUCUCCCGACCCAGCCUCACUGCGCAGUCGACAGGGAGGGCCACACAGUCAUCAAGACUGUGGCAUGGGUCGUCCAGCAUGCACAGCACCACCAUGCGUCCGCAGCGGCUUGUGGACGGUCGCCGGUCCAGUUCUUGGCUGUGAUGGUGGACCUGGCCAAAACGAUCGACGAGAACAAGUUGCACUCGUUUGUCCUGUCCAAGCUCGGCCUCUCGUCGUGCGCGAUAUCCCUCGCCUCGGAACGCGUACGCUUGCUCAACUGACCCUUUCUCACGCGCGAUGUGCUGUAGGACCUCGUGCAUGUGUUUGGGUACGGCCGCGGGGCCAUCGGUCCCGUUGGCCUUCGACGUCCAUCCCUCGUCCACAUCGUCAUGGAUGCGUCCCUGGUGCAUGACGAUGCCAUCUACUGCGGCGCCGGCGCUCUUCACCGCGUCGUCGCGCUGUCCCCGUUGCACCUAUUGCAAUGUCCUCACUUGAACAUCUCCACGUACGACGUGGCAGCGUAGAAUCCAAGGACACAUGUGCAAUCUUCAACUCGUUCCAUGCGAUUAUUCAAGCAGUUCUCCAAAGUAAAUGUUCUUGUCGCUGCC